AAUACUCACAGCCAGCGGCCGAAACGCAAACAGUUGAUUUUAGCAUUCCGGUGAAAUAAGAUUGCUGGCUUGAGGUGUAAGGUCCUAUGCUCAAAAUGAAAUUCGUGAUAAUCCUACUUGUUGCGUUGUUUGCCCUUGCAACGGCACAGUUUGGUCCGUUUGGCCAAAUCAUUAGGGGUAUCGAACGAUUGGAGCAAGGUGGCUUUCAGCAGCAGCAGCAGCAGCAGCAAAGCGGCUUUGGCGGCGGCCAGCAGCAGCAGCAGCAGGAGGAGGGUGUCAUCUUCAGAGGUCCUUUCGGCGGCGGAGUGGAGUUCUUCCAGGAGCAACAGCAGCAGCAGCAAGGCGGUGCAGGUCAGCAGCAACAGCAGCAGCAGGAGAACCUAUUUAACUUCUUCGGCUGAUGCUGCUCCACAAGGAAGACUAGGCAUACAUACAGUAGACUGAACACCAUCUAAAGAACUCAGAGGCAAGCCAUCACUUACAGCCAUGAUCCAUAGCGAGUAACUCAACAUGAAGAAAUAUUUUUAAAAAUACGCAAUUAUAAACAAAGACAUAUUAAAAAUACACGAUUAUAAACAAA
Molecule: messenger RNA, 580 nt
Organism: Drosophila erecta
Lineage: Eukaryota; Metazoa; Arthropoda; Insecta; Diptera; Drosophilidae
Product: cyclin-dependent kinase 8
Exons: 2
Coding region: 87-401 (104 amino acids)
Source: RefSeq, a predicted model, not a curated record